CUGACAGCCCUAACCAAGCUGCACGAUCAGCAUUCCCGAGCUCUCCUGUUCCGUCCGCCCCGCAAACGGACAGUCUUGUACGAUCUUUCGACCCGAGCGGUCAAGUCUUCUCCUAUCCUCCUAAAUCAGUGCGCGUGACUGUCGUCGGACCUCCAUAACUUCGUAUUUCAUUUUUUAAAAUCUACGUAGCGAAUCCCGCUAUAACAUUUUGGUGGCAGCGUUAAGGGAUCCAAAAACACGGGUCCUCGGAUCGUCUCCGUCUACUUGAAAAGCUCAUCGCCGUAUCCUGAAGAAAACAAAAAGAAAUCACUAAGUCUGUCCAGAACCAGUCCGCGCCAUACUACAUCCACUGAAUCCAAAAAGACUCAACCACUGUAUCCUGAAAGAAGACUCAACCACUGUAUCCUGAAAAAAGACUCAACCACUGUAUCCACAUACUAUAUCCACUGAAUCAAAGAAGAAAAAUCACUGUAUCCUGAAAGAAGAAAAACCACUGUAUCCUGAAAGAAAGAAAAAAAAAAACACUGUAUCCUGAAAAGAAAAAUCACUGUAUCCUGAAAGAAAACAAACCACUGUAUCUUGAAACAAGAAAACACCACUGUAUCCUGAAAGAAAAAGCAUCGUAUCCCGAAAGAAGAAUUCCUCAUCAUCAUCACAUUCCGAAAAAAUCAAGCAUCAACCAGGCCGUUUCCUGUCAACCCGAGCCGAGCCUCAAUCGCCUUAUCACCGGAAUGCUGAGACUUCGAGCUACAAUAUUCGUCGCCUGCGCAACAUUGUUACAAGCAUCAAGUUGCACAACUCCGCAAAUCGUUACUCAGAUCUCUUCCAGUCCAGGUAUAUAUUUCCAUCACGUCGGAAAAACAAAACUAGCAAAUGGUCACUUAAAUGUACUAAUUCCUGUAGACAUAUCCCGAAUUAAACCCUAUGUCGAAAACAUAUUUCAAACACUUGAAACAGUAAAAACCCUCUGCAGGCAAAUCAGAAAAACUGACAAUUCAGAAUGCCAAAGUAUGAUCCACCCCUUACAAACUCGUUAUUUAGACCUUUUGAAAGAAUAUUCUUCUAUAUCACAUCUAAUGAAUAAUAGAGCAAAGCGCGCUUGGAUAAGCGGCAUCGGCAUAGCAAUGAAAUCAAUUUUCGGUACCCUGGACGAAGAUGAUGCUUUGAAAUAUAAAAACGCCAUAAAUAAUAUCCAAAACGAACAAAAGAGGCUAGCUUCAUUAACUAGGAACAAAUUCUUGUAACCAAAUCAACUAUACAAACGUUCAAUGAAACUUUCAAUGUCAUAAAAGAAAAUGAAGAAAAACUCAACGUGGCUAUCGAAAAGCUUUCCACUCAAUUGAAAAACUUAUCGCGAACAUCUAGUAAUAUAUUAAUCAGUUCCCAAUUCAAUAUCGUAUUUAGCAAUCUAGAAACUGCCCUCUUAUGUUUGUCCUUCCAAUUGGAAGAUAUUACAAAUUCCAUUCUUUUUAGUAAAUUAAAUAUUAUACAUCCAUCUAUUCUAACGCCGUCUCAAUUACACCAAGAACUUGUCGAGAAUCACCGACACUUACCUAGCGACUUAGAAUUAGCCACGAGUCUCGAUUUAAAACACAUACAUACUUUAAUGAAAAUUUCUAAUGUUAUAAGUUAUUUCUUUAACAAUAAGAUCAUGUUCGUUUUACAAAUUCCGUUGGUAGAACCUCAAGAAUUCAAUGUAUACCUCUGCAUCCCAUUACCUGUACCUCAUAACGCUACAAACAUAAACUCCUUCAGCACCGUAAUUCCGAAUGAGAAGUACCUAGUUAUAAGUAAGGACAAAACCCGAUAUAGUAAUUUAAGAUCCCUAAGCCAAUGUAAAUCAAUCAAUUAUGUAUACUACAUUUGCAACAUUGUAAAAAUUCUCUCUACAAACGCCAAUCCAUCCUGUGGAAGCGAAUUAGUUUCUAAAGCCAUUACCACCUUGCCAACUCUAUGUAAAACUAAAUUUAUCCACGGAAUCAUAGAUGUGUGGGAACCACUCGAUAACAAUAAAUGGAUAUUUGUUCAAUCCAAACCAAGUAAACUGUCAAUCGAUUGUAAGAACCUAGAGAUAAAAGACUAUAUUAUAUCAGGCACGGGAAUCGUAACUAUCCCGAUAACAUGUAAAGGUUUCUGUAAAGAUACCCGACUAUUUCCCAAUUCUAAUGUCCUUAAUAUAAGUCAUCCUACUAUUAAGUUAGAUUUUAACAUAUUAAAUGAUUCAUGUUGUAACUUUGCUAAAUUCAAAGAAGCCGAGAAUAACGUGCCCCACAUUAAACUAAACCAACUUGACCUUAACUUACUUAACCAUCUAUUAGAAAACAAUUCAAAUUUAAUUCCAGAACUAGAUAAAAUAAUUAAACACCCUAAUCAUUUUACAAAAUAUGGCGCACAUUAUUCCUCCUUUGUGUUAUUUCUAAUUCUAAUCCUAAUUAUUGUAUCUUUAUGUAAACUGUAUCGCUAUUAUAAAAUAAAUAAGCCCAACGACGCUCACGAUCGCACAGAGAUCCCAAUGAUCAUCGUAAACAAUCCAGAACAACCCAUUCCAAAUCCAGAAGCACAAAAUACUCCAUUACCCAAGACUCGCCGUAACCUCUAGAACCACGGCACCCUCGCCUUCUCUUCAUCAACCCCUAUAAUAACGGCAUCCCCUACCAAAUCUACUAAAUCCUCUUCCAGAUCCACUGCAUCAUUUCCAAAUCAAUAAACUUAGAGGAUCAAGCCCCUAAGUUUAUUUUCCCAUGGGGGGAGGUGUUAUAACCCUAGUAUGAAUACUAUUUGGCUGACCAAGCUGCACGAUCAGCAUUCCCGAGCUCUCCUGUUCCGUCCGCCCCGCAAACGGACAGUCUUGUACGAUCUUUCGACCCGAGCGGUCAAGUCUUCUCCUAUCCUCCUAAAUCAGUGCGCGUGACUGUCGUCGGACCUCCAUAACUUCGUAUUUCAUUUUUUAAAAUCUACGUAGCGAAUCCCGCUAUAACAGCUCGUUUGCGCAGUACAAU
Messenger RNA from Bombyx mori (domestic silkworm), 2999 nucleotides. RefSeq lists its product as uncharacterized. Lineage: Eukaryota; Metazoa; Arthropoda; Insecta; Lepidoptera; Bombycidae. Bases 1607 to 2599 code for a protein of 330 amino acids. The record is from RefSeq and is a predicted model, not a curated record. The transcript has 2 exons.